This is a messenger RNA of Topomyia yanbarensis, 1249 nucleotides long. RefSeq lists its product as uncharacterized. NCBI's taxonomy places the organism in Eukaryota, Metazoa, Arthropoda, Insecta, Diptera, Culicidae. The record is from RefSeq and is a predicted model, not a curated record. The coding region runs from base 148 to 789 and encodes 213 amino acids. The transcript has 3 exons.
UUGGGAGGAAAUGAGACAAAAAAUGAGAUAUGGAUAAGCUCAUGCGAUUGGAGGCAGUAGUUAAUUUUGAUUACCCAACGUACAUCAAUUAUUUGAGGCAGAUCCAAUGGGUGCCAGUUUAGGAUCGUUGUUUUAAACCAUAACUCUAUGUCAGCUAAAUUCAGUACAUCUUCGCAAAUGAACCUAGGACUAAUCAGCAUUUUAGUAGCUACAACAGCUUCAUUGGCAAGUGCCGCCAACAUCGCGGAUAUCCUCAAAGUUAACACCUUUGGUCAGUCCGGCAAAAAACGUGUCGUCGUCCACCGCGUAGGUCAAUGUCUCGGCCAUAAGAACCUUCCAAUCUUUUUUCCUGACUUCAGUGUCUCGCAGUACAAUCGCAGUCACUACGUGGUAAAUGGAGAGGUCAUAUUCAAUGAAGACUUCCCGAAUGGAUGGGAACCAACAGCCACAGUGCGAAGGUGCGAUGGAUUCCAUGCGUCCGCCAGCUGCCGUCCCUUUCUGGAUAAUAUGGUUUCUUCGAAUGUGUGUGGCAUGCUAGCGGUCGCAGAUGCUAUCUACUCGCGGUACCUAACUGCGGUUGACCCAAAGCCACAGUGUCCAUUUAGAAAGGGUACCUACGUGGUGAAGGACCAAGUGAUAUACGAUGACAUGGCAAAGUUUCUGCCCGGAACCGGUAGCACAUAUUGGGAAAUAAAAUCGACCGGCAUGGUCGGUGAUCGGAUGGUGUUGUGUUUCUCCGUGCAGUUGAAUGUACGACCGAAAAAGCAAAAGGCAUCUAGUGGGCGAUGAAUAAAUAUUUUGAUGCGUAGACGGCAGAGGUCUUGUUUUAGAAGUUUUUGUGUGCAAAAUUAUAUCUAUUCCAAAUAAAAAAAGCAUUUUCAAAAUUAGUAGUUUUUGUUAUUGAUUAUAGUGAAAACAAUACAAGGAAUAUGGAAGGAGACUCUAUCACGAUUUCACUCAAGAAAAGUCUCUCCAAGUUAAUCCAGGAGCACUUUCAAACCAUGGACGAUAUCUUUUCGUGUGUGAUAUUCCUCCUAUGUGUCGUGGCAUUUUGGUACUUCCUAACGUUUCUCGUGGGGCUCGUGACCAGGCUCAUAUUCCCGCUGCUAUUAUGCUUUGCAUUCGUGGUGUUUGUCAACGAAAACUAUUCAGCAACGAUAGCUACGACUGUGAAGAUAUUCCAAUCCAUUUGCUCCCGUGUUUCCACCAUGAUAGGGAAUUAUGCCACAUAACGUAAUGACUCCCAACG